Messenger RNA from Elgaria multicarinata webbii, 15987 nucleotides. RefSeq names its product sacsin molecular chaperone (gene SACS). The transcript has 9 exons. Bases 370 to 14115 code for a protein of 4581 amino acids. The record is from RefSeq and is a predicted model, not a curated record. Gene Ontology annotation, molecular function: Hsp70 protein binding. Lineage: Eukaryota; Metazoa; Chordata; Lepidosauria; Squamata; Anguidae.
UACAGAAAAGAGAAAAUGGUGUGACUUUCUUUGAAGCUGCGGUGCCAAUCCCUAUCAUGUUGCUGUUGUGGUACCGCUCUGUUAAUCGGUAGCCAAAACCAAGAAAAGCCAAGCUCCCUGAAGAGAUACAGACAAAGAUUUGAAAGACGCCAGAUAAGGAACCGGCAGUGAGAAAUACAGCAUUCUUUUCAAGAUAAGAGAUUAAGAAACGAGUGAGGUGUUCCAGAUGGUCAGUGAGAGCUGGAUUUUUUUUGAGAUGAGAGGCUGAAAUACAAUCACAGAAGUUAAAACACACACACACACAAAACAGUUGCGGCAUCUAUGUCUGCUUCGUGUUCCUAGCAGGGAGAAAUCACGACCACAAGAAGGAUGGAGACCAAGGCUGACCUCAGGUCAGCCACGGUGACUGUGCUUCAUGAUUAUGUGGGCUGCAGGACAUAUGAGGUGCCGUCUUCAGUUUCUGUGGGAGCCAUAAAAGAGUUAAUUUAUCCAGACACGGGUUUUCCUGUAGCUGAGCAGUGUCUGUACCACCAGGGAAGACAGUUAUUAGACUGUGUCAAGGUUGGAGAUCUUCAGGCUUCUCAGAAUCAUGUAUUUCUAAACCUUUGGUCAAAGGGCCUAAAAGGAGGAGGUCGUUUUGGUCAAACAACUCCACCGCUUGUAGAUUUCCUUAAAGAUAUUUUAAGAAGAUAUCCCGAAGGAGGGCAAAUUCUUAAGGAAUUAAUUCAGAAUGCAGAAGAUGCAGGAGCCACAGAAGUUAGGUUCCUAUAUGAUGAGACACAGUAUGGAACAGAGUCUCUCUGGUCUAAGGACAUGGGUCAAUACCAGGGUCCUGCACUUUAUGUAUACAAUAAUGCAGUUUUUACCCCGGAGGACUGGCAUGGCAUUCAGGAGAUAGCAAGAAGUAGAAAGAAAGAUGAUCCUCUUAAAGUUGGAAGAUUUGGAAUUGGUUUUAAUUCAGUUUAUCACAUUACAGAUGUUCCUAGUAUAUUCAGUGGUGACCAAAUUGGAAUGCUGGACCCUCAUCAAACACUUUUUGGACCCCAUGAAUCAGGUCAAUGUUGGAAUCUAAAAGAUGACAUCAAAGAAAUUAGUGAGCUGACAGACCAAUUUACACCUUUCGUUGGUGUGUUUGGAAGCACUAAGGAAACCUUCAAAAACGGACAUUUUCCGGGUACAUUCUUUCGUUUUCCUCUUCGCCAGCAGCCUUCUCAACUAAGUAGCAAUCUGUAUAACAAGGAAAAGGUUCUGGAAUUGUUUGAAUCAUUCAGAGCAGAUGCAGACACAGUUCUUUUGUUCCUUAAAAGUGUGCAAGAUGUCUCUUUACAUGUUCGGGAAGCUGAUGGGACUGAGCGACUAAUUUUUAGAGUUACUGCCAGUGAGAACAAAGCUUUGAAGCAUGAAAGGCCCAACUCUAUCAAGAUUUUGGGAAGUGCAAUAAACCAGUAUUGUAAAGGCAUUCCAAGUAACAGCGCAACAUGUGUGACAUACCAUGUAAACAUUGUUUUAGAAGAUGAGAGUAUUAAAGAUGCACAGAAGACAUCUUGGCUGGUAUGCAACAGUAUUGGAGGACGAGGAAUAUGUAAUGAAUUGGAUUGUUUGGCUGAUGACUUGAAAUAUAUCCCAUCUAUUGGUAUAGCUAUGUCUUUAUCGAGCAAUGGAGAAGACAAAGGAGCCGCAGCACAGUUUUCAGGAAGAGCAUUUUGUUUUCUUCCAUUACCUCCUGGUGAGGAAAGUAAAACAGGGCUCCCGGUUCAUGUUAGUGGUUUUUUUGGACUUACAGAUAACAGAAGAAGUAUCAAAUGGAGAGAGCUUGAUCAGUGGCGAGAUCCAGCAGCCUUGUGGAAUGAGCUUCUUGUGGCCAACAUGGUCCCCAAAGCCUAUGCAGCCCUCAUAUUAGAAGCAAUUAAACGGAUGGAAACAGAGAAGGAUUCCGAUUUCCCUCUGUCAGUUGAGAGAAUUUACAGAUUAUGGCCACAAAAGAACAACAUAAAAGUUCACUGGCAGCCAAUUAUAGAACCUCUUUUGAAAGAGUUGUUCCAAAAUGAAAUUAUUUACUCCGUCAGUGAUAACUGGAUAAAGGUGGAGGAUGUGUAUUUUUCAGAAAUUGAUGACAGCUUGGAAUACACCCAAGCUGUGCUAAACUACCUCCAGGACUCAGGGAAAGAGGUUGCUAAAGUACCAGAGAAUAUUGCUAAUGCAGUUGACCUUAUUGUUUCUAGUACAAAACCUGUGAAAAAAGUGACUCCUACUACGGUGCGGCAAGUGUUCAGAAAAUCUGGACAUAAGGGACUUGCUGAUGAAAAGCUUUGUAUCUUAGACUUUGUGCUUAGUGAUGGCAACUAUAAUGAGCUUAUAGGACUGGAGCUUUUGCCCUUACAAAAUGGAAAUUUUAUUCCAUUCUCUUCAUCAGCAUCAGAUCAAGAUGCAAUUUACAUAACUUCAGAAAGUUACCCAAGGUCCCUCUUCCCAGGUCUUGAAGGAAGAUUGCUUGCUGAUGACUUGAAACCUCAAGUUCUGACUGCUUUGAAAGAAGCUGCCAAAAGCAGAGGAAGACCAUGCACUCAGCUUCAGCUUCUGAACCCUGAACGAUUUACACGGCUCAUCAAAGAAGUUAUGAAUAUUUUAUGGCCUAGUAGAGAGAUUGUGGUGCAAUGGUUUCCACUUUCUGAAGAUAAAAAUCAGCCACCUGUUUCAUGGCUUAAAAUGGUAUGGAAGAACCUGUAUAUACAUUUUUCCGAAGACUUGUCUGUGUUUGAUGACAUGCCACUUAUCCCAAAAACGGUACUAGAUGAAGAUAAAGAAGUAGUGGAACUUAUUAGAUUAAGGACUCCAUCACCAAUUAUUCUUGAUGAUGGAUGUGAAACGCAGCUUCCAGAAUUGUUACCAGACAUCAUUGAGCAACUUGGUGGAAUUGUGCUUAAGAAACUAGAUCCUUCUAUACAACAUCCGCUUUUAAAAAAAUAUAUACACGCUCCACUGCCAAGUGUAGUUUUGCAGAUAGUGGAAAAACUUCCCUCUCAGAAAUUGAAAGGUCAGGUCACAUCAUUCCCCACAUCAUACAAAAACGCCCUUAGAAGCUUCCUUGCUAGUUUAACUGAUAUUACUGAAAAAGAGAAAAAAGUGGUUCAUGAGUUAAUAAUAUUUAAUAGAGUUAAACAGUCGUUUGAUGAAGUCAUUGCUUUUACUGCAUUGAAAGGCUGUAAAGUACUGCAUCACACUGCCAAACUUCCACCUGACAUAAAACUCUCUGUUUCACUAGUUGACAGCAGUGAUGAAGCUACCAUUCGUUUAGUAAACAUACUGAAAGCAGAACAACUCAAGAGCACAGACUGCAUGAAGUUUAUUUUAAAAGAUAUUCAAAGUGGCUUUUAUUGUAGCGAUGAAGCAACAAAAAUUAUGCUAUGGAUUCUGGAGAAUCUGACUUUUCUCAAAAAUGAAAAUGCAGAAGUGUUGGAUUGGCUGACACAAUUACAAUUUAUACAAAUUUCAGAAGGAAAAAUGGUGUCAGCCAGUGAACUUUUUGAUCCUGAAGUAGAAGUAUUACAAAAUCUGUUCUAUGGAGAAGAACACUGCUUUCCACCUACUGUUUUUAAAACCUCUCCAGACAUUCUUCAUUCUUUAAGAUUAAUAGGCCUCAAAAGUGAGAGCAACUUGGAAGAGAGAGACAUUUUGAGUGUGGCUCAUAAAAUUGAGAACUUGAAGGACUCUGCUAGUACAAAUCACGAAGCACUCACAAGAAAAGCCAGAACUUUGUUAAUGAUUUUGAACAAAAGUUGUUCAUUACUGCAUUCACCUGAAAUAAAAGCAAUGUUGAAAAAGAUUAAAUGGAUUCCAGCAUGCAAGGAAAGACCUCCAAAUUAUCCAAGUUCAUUAAUUUGGAAAGGUGAUCACUGCAAUCUGUGCUCCCCACCUGAAAUGUGUGACUUAUCUCAAGCAACCUUAGUAGGUUCCUCUGUUCCCCUUGUGGAAAAUGUCCAACCAGGUGUUGAAAAAGCAUUAGGAAUUUCUCUCAAACCUAGCAUAAAAUCAGUGUUAAAACACUUUAAAGUAGUAGUAGACUGGCACAGUUCAAAAAAAAUUAGUGAUGAAGGUUACUAUCAGUUUCAGCACAUCUUGCUUGAGAUUUAUGGCUUCAUGCAUGAUCAUUUAGAUGAAGGAAAAGAACCUUUUAAAGCCUUGAAAUUUCCCUGGGUCUGGACGGGUAAAACAUUUUGUUCACUUUCUCAAGCAGUGAUAAAAUCAGCACAUGAUCUUGAUCUCCAGCCAUAUCUGCAUAAUGUGCCCAAAACCAUGGCUAAAUUCCACCAGUUGUUCAAAUGUUGUGGGUCAAUUGAGCAGUUGACCCCAGACCAUGUUUCUAUGGUAAUUCAGAAAAUAUACCUCAAAAGUGAUCAAUCUCUUACUGAAGAAGAGAGUAAGCAAAAUCUUCAAAUUAUGUUGAAUAUUAUAAGGUGGUUAUACAGCUGUCAGAUCCCAGCCAGUUUAAAUACACCUGUUCCGGUACAUUGUAGUAAAAAACCUUACAGACUUACAAUGAAACCAAUCCAUGAGUGCUGCUACUGUGAUAUCAAGGUUGAUGACUUAAAUGACUUGCUUGAAGAUGCUGUAGAACCAAUAAUUUUAGUUCAUGAAGACAUACCCAUGAAAACAGCAGAAUGGUUGAAUGUACCAUGUCUCAGUACUAGGUUGAUUAAUCCAGAAAAUAUGGGAUUUGAGCAAUCAGGUCAAAGAGAGCCCCUCACAGUAAGAAUUAAAAACAUUUUGGAGGAAUACCCAUCUGUGUCUGAUAUCUUCAAAGAGCUGCUUCAAAAUGCUGAUGAUGCAAAUGCAACAGAGUGUAAUUUUUUGAUUGACAUGAGGAGAAAUAAUGACAUAAGAGAAAAUCUUUUGGAUCCAGGUAUGGCAGCUUGUCAUGGACCCGCUCUGUGGUCUUUCAAUAAUUCUGAAUUCUCUGACUCUGACUUCCUAAAUAUAACCCGAUUGGGCGAGUCCCUAAAAAGAGCAGAAGUUGACAAAGUUGGAAAAUUUGGCUUGGGGUUUAACUCUGUUUAUCACAUCACUGAUAUCCCCAUCAUUAUGAGCAGAGAAUUUAUGAUCAUGUUUGAUCCAAACAUCAACCAUCUCAGUAAACAUAUAAGAGAUAAAUCUAACCCUGGAAUCAAGAUUAAUUGGAGUAAGCAACAGAAAAGACUUAGGAAGUUUCCUAAUCAGUUCAAGCCAUUCAUAGGUGUGUUUGGUUGUCAACUCCCAUUGACUGUGGAGGCGCCUUACAGUUAUAAAGGGACACUUUUCAGACUCUCUUUUAGAACUCAACAGGAGUCUAAAGUUAGUGAAGUCAGCAGUACUUGCUACAAUACUGCCGACAUCUAUUCUCUUGUGGAUGAGUUUAGCAUUUGUGGGCAUAGACUGAUAAUCUUUACUCAGUGUGUAAAUUCUAUGGUUUUGAAGUAUUUGAAAACUGAGGAAUCAAAUCCCAGUACAGCUCAAGAGACCGUAACUAUUAAAAAACACCUGUGUUUGUCCAAAGCAAUAACUACACCUGUUACAAGUGUUCUAAAGGAAGCUGCUAAACUCAUGAAGUCCUGCAGCAGUAGCACAAAAAAACUGCCUACUGAAUCACCAAAGUCCUCAUGCAUAUUGCAAAUAACAGUAGAAGAAUUUCAUCAUGUAUUCAGGCGGAUUGCUGACUUGCAUUCCCCAGUUUUUAGAGGGCCAGAAGAUGACACAGUUUCUUUCUUUGAAAUGGCUAAAUCCGGGCAGACAAAAAGGCCUGCUGAUGAACUACCACAAAAGACAGUAGACUCUACAACAUGGCUCAUAUGUUCUUGCAUGGAUACUGGAGAGGCCUUAAAAUUCUCACUACAGGAAAGUGGACGAAGGCUGGGACUUGUCCCAUGUGGUUCAGUAGGGGUUAUGUUGUCUGAAACGCAAGAUCAAAAAUGGACAGUGAAACCCUGUUGCAGCAACUUAGGAGAAGUAUUCUGCUAUUUACCUCUUCGAAUCAAAACAGGUCUGCCUGUUCAUAUCAAUGGCUCUUUUGCUGUUACAUCAAAUCGGAAAGAAAUCUGGAAAACUGACACGAAAGGACGGUGGAAUACAGUAUUCAUGCGGCAUGUCAUAGUAAAAGCCUAUUUGGAAGCUCUUGUGGUUUUACGUAACAUGGCUGUUUGUGGUGAGCUAGAGAAUUACAAUUACUGUGCAGUCUGGCCUGAUCCUGACUUAGUGCAUGAUGAUUUUUCAGUGAUAUGUCAAGGAUUUUAUGAGGAAAUAGCUCACACAAAAGGCAAAGAAGGGAUCCAAGUGUUCUCUGAUGGUUCAUCUUGGGUGUCCAUGAAGAAUGUGAGAUUCUUAGAUGACUCACUUUUGAAACGUCCAGACAUCGGAACUGCAGCUUUUAAGAUUUUUCUCAAAUACCUUAAAAAAACUGGCUCAAAAAAUCUCUGUGCUGUAGACCUACCUUCUUGGGUCAAAGCAGGCUUUGAAGAAGCGGGAUGUAAACAAGUGUUAUUAGAGAAUACUUUUUCAGAGAGACAAUUUUUUUCUGAAGUAUUUUUUCCAAAUAUUCAAGAAAUUGAGGCAGAACUCCGUGAUCCUUUAAUGCACUAUGUUCUGAAUGAAAAAGUUAGUGAGUUCUCAGAAAUUCUUUGUGCUACUCCAUGUAUUCCUUGUUCUUUGAUUGAACAUCCUCUGGUGGAACCUUCCAGACUGAUCCAUCCUGAAGGCAGAGUUGCAAAGUUGUACGAUAAAGAAGAUGGAAGAUUUCCCCAUGGCACUAGUCAAGAUUACCUUAAUCCAGUAAUUUUGGUCAAAUUAGUUCAGUUAGGAAUGGCUAAAGAUGAUAUUGUAUGGGAAGACUUGAUUGAACGUGCAGAAUCUGUAGCAGAAAUCAACAAGACUGAUCAUGCCUCAGCUUGUCUCAGAAGCAGUAUAUUAUUAAAUCUCAUAGAUGAAAAACUUAAAUGUAGAGACCCUAGAGCAAAAGAAUUCACUGCAAAAUUUCAAUCCAUACCUUUUCUUCCAUUUCUCACAAAACCAGCAGGCUUCUCCUUGAACUGGAAGGGUACUGAUUUUGGACUUGAAACAAUGUUUUCAGCAAUGGACCUUUUCACUGCUGAUUACCAAGAUAUAGUUUGUCUGUUAAAACCAAUUCUUAAUGAAAAUUCCCAUUCCUUUAAAGGUUGUGGGACCAUUUCCCUGGCAGUCAAAGAUUUUUUAGGCUUGCUUAAGAAACCAACUGUCACUAUGGUAAUAAACCAGUUGAAAGAAGUUGCAAAGUAUUUUGAUGGAAUUACUUUAUAUCAGGAAAACAUCACCAAUGCUUGCUAUAAAUAUCUCCAUGAAGCACUGCUACAAAAUGGAGCAACAAAAGCACUCAUCAUAGAGGAGUUAAAAACUUGCAGUUUCAUUCUGGUUGAAAAUGGCUAUGUUGAUCCCACAAAGGUGUCUUUUCAUCUGAACUUUGAGGCAGCACCAUUUCUCCAUCAACUGUCAAAUAAAUACAGAAAUAGUUUUCGUGAGCUGUUCGAAAGUGUAGGUGUGCGUCAUGCUUUUACAGUGGAAGAUUUUGCUCUAGUUCUUGAGUCAGUCAAUCAGGAAAGAGGAACUAAACCACUGACUGAAGAAAAUUUUCAGCUUUGUAGGAGAAUCAUCAGUGAAGGAAUAUGGAGUCUCAUUAGAGAGAAAAAACAAGAACUUUGUGAAAAAAAGUAUGGGGAGAUUUUGUUGCCAGAUACUCACCUUGCCCUUCUAUCUGCUAAUUCUUUGUGUUACAAUGACUGUCCCUGGAUAAAAGUGAAAGAUACAACUGUAAAAUACUGCCAUGCUGACAUCCCUAGAGAAGUAGCAGUAAAGCUUGGGGCUGUACCUAAGCGACAUAAAGCCUUAGAACGAUAUGCAUCAAACAUCUGUUUCACUACUCUUGGGACUGAGUUUGGGCAGAAAGAAAAAUUGACAAGCAGAAUUAAAAGUAUUCUUAAUGCAUAUCCAUCAGAAAAAGAAAUGCUGAAAGAGCUCCUUCAGAAUGCUGAUGAUGCAAAAGCUACGGAAGUCUGCUUUGUGUUUGAUCCUCGACAACAUCCCAUUGAUAGAAUAUUUGAUGAAAAAUGGUCUCCACUUCAAGGGCCUGCACUGUGUGUCUUCAACAAUCAACCAUUUACUGAAGAUGACAUUAGAGGAAUUCAGAACCUUGGAAAAGGCACUAAAGAAGGCAAUCCAUGUAAAACUGGCCAGUAUGGCAUAGGGUUCAAUUCUGUGUAUCACAUAACUGACUGUCCUUCUUUCAUUUCUGGUAAUGAUAUACUUUGUAUCUUUGAUCCUCAUGCUAGAUAUGCACCAGGUGCAACAUCAAUUAGUCCUGGACGCAUGUUUAGGGACCUGGAUUCUGAUUUCAGAACGCAGUUCUCUGAUGUUUUAGAUCUAUAUUUAGGAGAUCACUUUAAACUGGAAAAUUGUACUAUGUUUAGGUUUCCACUUCGAAAUGGAGAAAUGGCAAAAGUUUCAGAAAUCUCCCCAGUGCCAUGCUCCGACAGAAUGGUACAAAAUCUUCUAGAUAAGUUGCGUACAGAUGGAGCAGAACUCUUGAUGUUUUUGAACCACAUGGAGAAAAUUUCUAUUUGUGAAAUAGAGAAAACAACGGGAGCGCUUAAUGUGUUGUAUUCUGUAACUGGCAAAGUAACUGAUGGAGAUAGACUGAAACGAAAGCAAUUCCACGCUUCUGUAAUUGACAGUGUAACUAAGAAGAAACAGCUUAGAGAGAUACCUGUGCAGCAAAUCACUUAUACUAUGGAUACUGAAGAUUCUGAAGGUAACCUUACAACCUGGUUAAUUUGCAACAGGUCAGGUUUUUCAGCCAUUGAAAAGGUAUCUAAGAGUGUUGUUUCAGCACAUAAGAAUGAGGACAUUACUCUUUUUCCCCGAGGGGGAGUUGCUGCAUGUAUUACUCACAACUACAAAAAACCACAUCGGGCAUUUUGUUUUUUACCUUUGUCUUUAGAGACUGGGUUACCAUUUCAUGUGAAUGGGCACUUUGCCCUGGAUUCUGCCAGACGAAAUCUGUGGCGUGAUGAUAAUGGAGUUGGAGUACGAAGUGACUGGAAUAAUAGUUUAAUGACAGCACUGAUAGCACCAGCCUAUGUUGAACUUCUUAUUCAGCUGAAAAAACGUUAUUUUCAAGGGGCCGAUCCAACAGUGUCAGUGCUACAAAACACAUCUAUGCAUUCUGUGAAAGACACUCUGAAAAAGUUUCUAUCAUUUUUCCCAGUUAACAGACUUGAUUUGCAGCCAGAUUGGUAUUGCUUGGUGAAAGCAGUCUACAGCUGCAUUCAUGAGGACUCAAAACGCCUCCUACCUGUUGUGCGAGCUCCAAACGUUGAUGGCUCUGAUUUGCAUUCUGCAGUUAUCAUUACUUGGGUCAAUAUGUCUACCUCAAACAAAGCUAGGCCAUUCUUCGACAAUUUGUUACAAGAUGAGUUGCAGCACCUCAAAAAUGUAGAAUACAACAUUACAACGCGUAAAUCUGUAGCAGAAAAUGUGUAUAGACUCAAACAUCUCCUUUUAGAAAUUGGCUUUAAUUUGAUCUAUAGCUGUGAUGAAACGGCAAACCUUUAUCAUUGUCUUGUGGAUGCAGACAUUCCUGUGAGCUAUGUGACUCCUGCUGAUGUCCGAUCAUUUUUGAUGACAUUUUCCUCUCCAGAUUCUAAUUGCCACAUUGGGAAGUUGCCUUGUCGUCUUCAACAAACAAAUUUAAAACUUUUCCACAGUCUAAAACUUCUUGUUGACUAUUGUUUUAAAGAUGCAGAAGAAGAUGAAAUCAACAUUGAAGGAUUACCUCUGCUCAUUACACUUGAUAGUGUGCUGCACAUUUUUGAAUCGAAACGUCCAAAGUUCUUAACAACCUAUCAUGAAUUGAUUCCGUCUCGUAAAGAUCUGUUUAUGAAUACACUCUAUUUGCGGUACAGCAAUAUAUUGCUUAAAUGCAGUGUAGCAAAAGUAUUUGAUAUCACCAGCUUUGCUGAUUUGUUGUCAUCUGUGUUGCCAAGAGAAUACAAAGCCAGAGGUUGUAUGAGAUGGAAGGAGAACUUUGCGAGUGAAUCCUGGCUUAAGAACACAUGGCAUUUUAUUAGUGAAUCUCUAAAUGUCAAGGAUGAACAGCAAGAUGCAAAACCAUCAUUUGAUGUUGUUGUUGACACUUUGAAGGACUGGGCAUUGCUUCCAGGUACAAAAUUCACCGUCUCUUCCAAUCAGCUUGUCGUACCGGACUGUGAUGUCUUGCUUCCUCUCAGUCUUAUGCAUAUAGCUCUCUUCCCAAAUUCUCAAACUGAUAAAGUUUUUCAUGCUUUAAUGAAAACUGGUUGCAUUCAACUUGCUUUGAACAAAAUUUGCUCCAAGGAUAAUGCUCUAGUGCCUCUGUUGUCAGGUCAUGCAGCAAAUAUAGAUAAUCCUUCAAGCAUUUUAAGAGCUAUACAUUACAUGGUUCAAACAUCAACAUUUAAGACGGAAAAAUUAGCUGAGAAUGACUUUGAAGCACUCUUGAUGUACUUCAGUUGCAACCUAAAUCAUUUAACAUCUCAGGAUGACAUUAAAAUAUUGAAGUCCCUUCCAUGCUAUAAAUCUAUCAGUGGACGAUAUAUAAGCAUUUCAAAAUGUGGAGCAUGUUACGUACUCACAAGGAGUAUUCCCUCAGUUGAAGUGGAUAGGUGGACACAGUCAACUUCAACAGCCUUUCUUGAGGAAAAAAUCCAUUUACAAGAUUUGUACUCUGUGCUAGGUUGUGUUCCAGUAGAUGACCUUGAAGUUUAUUUGAAGCACCUUUUACCAAAGAUUGAAAGUCUGUCUUACGAUGCAAAACUAGAACAUCUGAUUUACUUAAAGAACAGGCUCUCUAGCAUUGAAGAAUCAUCAGAAAUAAAGGAUCAGCUAUUUGAGAAGUUAGAGAGCUUUUUGAUAAUUCAUGAUGCAUGCAAUAGACUAAAACCUGCAAAGCAUUUUUAUGAUAGGACUGUAAAAGUCUUUGAAGUUAUGCUUCCUGAAAAACUUUUCAUACCUCCAGAUUUUUUUAAGAAACUGGAGCAGCUCACAAAACCAAAAAAUCGUGCUGCAUUCCUUACAUCAUGGGUAGCAUUUCUCCGAAAUAUGGGACUAAAGUAUGUCAUUUCUCAGCAGCAGUUAUUGCAAUUUGCUAAAGAGAUUAGUAUGAGAGCUAACACUGAAAACUGGACUAAGGAUACACUGCAGAAUACAGUGGAUGUCCUCCUCCAUCAUAUAUUUCAAGAAAGAACUGAUUUACUCUCUGGAAACUUCCUUAAAGAAUUAUCUUUAAUUGCAUUUUUAUGUCCGGAACGUGCUCCUGCAGAAAUUGUAAGAUUCCAUCCACAAUAUCAAGAAGUUAAUGGAACGCUUCCUCUUAUAAAGUUCAGUGGAGCCCAGGUAAAUCCUAAAUUCAAACAGACGGAUGUUUUGCAGCUUCUUUGGACUUCGUGCCCUAUCCUCCCAGAGAAAGCAACACCUUUAACUAUCAAAGAACAAGAAGGAAGCAGUCUGGGUCCACAAGAGCAACUUGAGCAGGUUUUGACUAUGCUUAAUGUCAACUUGGAUCCUCCUCUAGAAAAAGUUAUAAAUAACUGCAGAAAUAUAUGUAAUAUAACAACUUUGGAUGAGGAUAUGAUAAAAACAAGGGCUAAAGUCCUAAGAAGCAUCUAUGAAUUUCUUAGUGCAGAGAAAAGAGAAUUCCGGUUUCAACUUCGAGGAGUUGCUUUCGUGAUGGUUGAAGAAGGCUGGAAACUGUUGAAGCCUGAGGAAGUGGUAAUAAAUCUUGAGUAUGAAUCUGACUUUAAACCUUACUUGUACAAGCUUCCAUUAGAACUUGGUACUUUCCACCAGUUAUUUAAAAACUUAGGCACUGAAGAUGUUAUUUCGACAAAGCAGUUUGUUGAGGUUCUGAGUCGUAUAUUCAAGAACUCUGAGGGGAAACAGCUUGAUCCUAAUGAAAUGCGCACUGUUAAACGAGUUGUUUCUGGCCUGUUUAAAAGCCUUCAAAAUGAGUCUGUUAAAGUUAGAAAUGACCUUGAGAAUGUGCGAGAUCUGGCUCUUUACCUGCCAAGUCAAGAUGGUAGAUUGGUAAAAUCAAGCAUCUUAGUUUUUGAUGAUGCACCACAUUACAAAAGUAGAAUACAAGGAAAUAUUGGUGUGCAAAUGCUUGUUGAUCUUAGCCAGUGUUACUUAGGAAAAGAUCAUGGUUUUCACACGAAACUGAUAAUGCUGUUUCCUCAGAAGCUGCGACCUCGUCUUCUCAGCAGUAUUCUUGAAGAGCAGUUGGAUGAAGAGUCACCCAAAAUCUGUCAAUUUGGAGCACUUUGUUCUCUUCAGGGAAGGCUCCAGUUACUGCUGUCUUCUGAACAGUUCAUCACAGGACUUAUUAGAAUUAUGAAGCAUGAAAAUGACAAUGCAUUCUUAGCUAAUGAAGACAAAGCCAUAAAACUUUGCAAGACCUUGAGAGAAGGUUUGAAAGUUUCUUGUUUUGAGAAGUUGCAAACAACAUUGAGGGUUAAAGGUUUUGCUCCUAUUCCUCACAGUAAAAGUGAGACAUUUGCUUUUUUAAAGAGAUAUGGAAAUGCAGUAAUAUUGCUCUAUAUACAACACUCAGAUAGCAAAGACAUAAAUUUCCUUCUGGCAUUAGCAAUGACUCUGAAAUCAGCAACUGAUAAUCUGAUUUCUGAUACUUCCUAUUUAAUUGCUAUGUUGGGCUGCAAUGAUAUUUAUAGAAUUAGUGAGAAGCUUGAUAGUUUAGGUGUGAAGUAUGACUCUUCAGAACCAUCAAAACUUGAACUACCUAUGCCUGGCACGCCUAUACCAUCUGAAAUACAUUACACUCUUCUUAUGGAUCCAAUGAAUGUUUUUUAUCCAGGUGAAUAUGUUGGUUAUCUUGUUGAUGCUGAAGGGGGAGAUAUCUAUGGAUCUUACCAUCCAACCUAUACAUAUGCUAUUAUAGUGCAAGAAGUAGAAAGGGAAGAUGAUGAAACUUCUAGUUUCCUAGGCAAGAUUUAUCAGAUUGACAUUGGAUACAGUGAAUACAAGAUCGUAAGCUCUCUUGACUUAUACAAAUUUUCAAGACCUGAUGAGAAUUCUCAGAGCAGGGACAGUGCACCAUCUACUCCGACUAGUCCUACAGAAUUCCCAGCCCAAGGACCAAGGACAAUUCCUCCUCUUUUUCCUGGAAGGGAGAGUCACAAAUCAUCAUCAUCAUCAUCAAAACAUCAUUCUCCCAAAAAAGUUAAAGCAAAUUCUCUGUCGGAAAUUUUAAGGGAAGUUACAUCAGUGGUGGAACAAGCUUGGAAGCUUCCAGAAUCUGAAAGGAAAAAGAUUAUAAGGCGGCUUUAUCUUAAGUGGCAUCCAGACAAAAAUGCAGAGAACCUUGAUAUAGCCAAUGAAGUUUUUAAGCAUUUGCAAAAUGAGAUCAACAGGUUAGAAAAGCAGGCUUUUCUAGACCAAAAUACAGAUAGGGCUUCCAGACGAACAUUUUCAUCCUCAGCUUCUCGAUUUCAAUCGGACAAAUUUUCAUUUCAAAGAUUUUAUACUUCAUGGAAUCAGGAAGCAACAAGUCAUAAAUCUGAAAGACAACAAUCUAAAGAAAAAUGCCCAUCUUCUACAGGUCCUUCAUACUCCCAGCGAUUUUUUGUGCCACCUACAUUCAAGUCUGUUGGAAAUCCUGUUGAGGCACGUAGGUGGUUGAGGCAAGCUAGAGCAAACUUUUCAGCUGCAAGAAACGACCUUCAUAAAAAUGCCAAUGAAUGGGUGUGUUUUAAAUGUUAUUUGUCUACCAAGUUAGCUUUGAUUGCUGCUGACUAUGCAGUAAGGGGUAAGUCAGAUAAAGAUGUGAAACCAACUGCACUAGCACAGAAAAUUGAGGAAUACAGCCAGCAACUUGAAGGCCUUACAAAUGAUGUCCACACGCUGGAAGCAUAUGGAGUAGAUAGCUUAAAAACACGCUAUCCAGACCUCCUUCCUUUCCCACAGAUCCCAAAUGACAGGUUCACUUCUGAAGUUGCCAUGAGAGUGAUGGAGUGUACAGCAUGUAUUAUUAUAAAACUUGAAAACUUUAUUCAGCAAAAGGUUUGAGAGAGGUUAAAAGACAUGGUGAAUUCAUAUAUGCCAUGUCUCCAACCAGUUUUUCUCCAAGCUACCUUUUGGUGGCAUGUUACUGUUGGUGUGUCAUGCGCUCAGCCAUAUGCCUUUGUGUGAUUGGAGUGGAAGUUGUCCUCUAGCUUAGAGGAUCUCAGCCACAGAGGUGAUAAGAGCAUGUCUGAGUUCACCUUUGCUAGCCAGAGCUAUAUACUAAAUGUGAUGGAAUAAAAUGUGAUUUACUUGUGCAGUUACUGUACUUCAGAGGCUAUUGUUUCUAGCAGCUUAUAAUGCAAUGUGUAUAUUUCAGUGGUGAUUGGGGCCAAACUAGAUGUUCCAUGACAGGCCUGGAUUUGGGAAUCUGGAUCAUUGCUGAACAUGUUUUGGUGAACAGCUGCAAAGCAGGAGAGGAGAGUAUGGUUUGUAGCAGGGAUGGUUUGGGCAGGAGAGGAGUUUUGAACUCUUCUUGGUCUCUCACUUUUCUCCUGCAGCCUCCAGCUCCUCUACUUCUCUGUGUCACAGCAAUGACUGUCUGGGACCUACCUGACUCUGGGGAAUUGGCUUGGGGAAGGUGUCAUUGCAGGGAGAAUGUGGCAAACAAGAGAAGGGCUUAGAAACUCAACAUUUGUCCACUGCAGAUUGUGCCCUCCUGCUGCUGCUGCUUUGCAACUGUUUGUUGACAGCCCUGGGUCUGUUAGUGAAAUCUUGUUCAGCCUUCAGGUAUGUAGGAUCGAAAUUUAAUUUACAUAGAUUUUUUUUUUAAAAAAACUGAGCCUAUUAGCAAAACCUUAGAACAUAUAUUUAAAGAUUUGCAGGGAGACUGAGCUGUAAAAUGUGGUUAUGUACACAGGACAGUGAUAAAAUCCCCACAGGUUGAACUGCACUUUAUGUAACCAAAGCUUAGGACUAUGAUAGGUGAAAUCUGUUUAUUAUGUGUGUGUAUAUAUCCUUGGAUUGCAUCCAUUUAGCUAUGUUUCCAAGAGGUGUCAUUUUUCAGUGUACUAAUAAUAUAAGACUGGGCAUAUUACUCUCUUAAGAAGUUCAAAAUUCUUGGGAGAGAAGUCACUCCAGAGUAUUCUGUGUACUUGUUUGUCAUAGACGUUAAUUUCACUCUGAGCAAUACUGUCUGCAGAAUCUCUAUAGAUUUGAUGCUGUGUUGCAUCAAAAGUUACAUCAGAGGUUAUCAAGGGACCUUUGACACAGCACAGUAUUUUAAUUCUAAGCGUUUAUUAAGUUCAACAGAAGACAUAUUUCUUUAUAACCUACUUUGUAUUCUAUCUUUUGUUGAAAUGAGAAUUGCAUGUGCAUUGCGUAGCAAAUACUUCAGUUUCUGUACGGUUUUUGAAACUGCACACCAAAACUCAUCUUUUUCCAGAAGUUGCCUUGCUUCAGUUUUUUAUUUGUUUAUAUAUAUUUUCAUGAGCCACCAUUGGAAAUAGUAUAACAUGGUAAUGUAUUUUGGUAUACAGUGGGAUAUUUUUUUUAUUACAUAUUAAAUGGUGCUGCAAUAUUAUGCUUCCUUAUUUUGUCUCACACCGUGUGGCACAUGAAAUGUCUGAUUUUUAGUUCAUACUCUUUCAUUUAUAAAUUGUAAUACUUUUGAUAAUGCCAUGUAAAUUAUUCAAUAUUUGUAAAAAGAUCAUGAAAACUUGUACAAUAAAUCUGCUAGUAUUAUGUUCCAUUAUUAUCUGAUUGUCAUAAUUACUUGAUUAGUACACUGAAACUGUAAUUUUACUUAUGUAAAAUAAAGAGUAAGGUGAGCUUAGAAGAGACUACAACCAAAAUUAUUGCAAUAUAAAAAGAUAAAAAAUGUUGAAAAAAGCUCUUCAGUUAAAUGUAAAUAAUUAAGGGCUUUCAGCGUGGAAAAUA